AUGGAAUUCCUAGAGGAAGCAGCAGCAACUUCAUCCAUUGCUAACUUAUCCAAUGAUUCAGAAUCAUUGUUGCCAGUUCUUCCCCUUGAGAUAAUACAUGAAAUACUACUAAUUUUACCUGUGAAGGCCUUGCUGAAAAUGAGGUGUGUUUCUAAAUCUUGGCUUUAUCUAAUAUCAAGUCCUCAAUUCAUCAAAACCAAUCUAAAAUUUUCAGCCAAGAAACAGGAUUUAAGGCUUCUUUUUAGCGGAUCUCCUGAGAAUAAUAGCCCCAGGUGUUACACUUGGUCGCUUUACGCUAUUAUGUAUCAAGAAUCUCUCCAUCAGCCUGUUGAGCUUGAUUUGUCUUGCAAAGAUUACCACAUGGUGGAGGGGUCAUGUGAUGGGUUAUUCUGUCUUUCUGUUGGUCGAACUAUAUCUAUGGAAUCCGUCUAUAAGAAAGUUGAAAAGAUUGGCAUGAACACUUUAAAGCAUUCUGAGAUUCAAAUCCAUGAUGAUUCUAGAGUUCAGUUUAAUCUGUACAUUGAAAAUCUUGUUUUGCCAAAUUUUGUGGAGGAAGUUUGA
This is a messenger RNA of Nicotiana attenuata, 561 nucleotides long. Its product is annotated as F-box/kelch-repeat protein At3g23880-like. Gene Ontology annotation, molecular function: protein binding. The record is from RefSeq and is a predicted model, not a curated record. The transcript has 2 exons. The coding region runs from base 1 to 561 and encodes 186 amino acids. NCBI's taxonomy places the organism in Eukaryota, Viridiplantae, Streptophyta, Magnoliopsida, Solanales, Solanaceae.